AUGCCCCAUACGCGGGAGGUCAGGACCUGCGAUCGCUGUCGCCACUUCAAGCGACGAUGCGAUCUUCUGAAGCCGUCCUGCACCCGCUGCGUCCAGGCCGGCGUCCGCUGCAGCUUUGACGCGGCGAGGACCGCCGUUGCCGGCGCCGGCGCCCAGCAACCGUCGGUCGCCGCCGCGUCGUCGUCGCCGCCCGUCGUCGUCCACGACCCCCCCGCCCCUACCUUCGUCGCCGUCAACGCACCGACGUCCUCUGCAACCGCCGCUCAGCGUCCCUCGUCGCUGCCGUCGUCGUCGUUUGAUGCCGUCGUCGUCGCCGGUGGGCCCGCCUCGGACCCCGACUCUCACCCGUUCUCGGGCAUGCCUCCAGCGGGGGGGCGAGCCACCAGCGUCCCGCCGGCCGCCGCCGCCGCCGCCUCCUCGUCCAUUUCGCCCGGCCAGGACGAUGCCGGGGCGGCACUCGUCAACGGACUCAUAUCGCCAACGACGUCGGCCGAGAGCCCGGAGCCGCCGCGCGCCGACGCCCCUGCCGCGCCGACGCCCCUGGAUACGCCUGCCGCCAUGGCCUCCUCGGCCAGCGGCCAGCGUGUUGUGCGGAAGCGGAAGCGCAACUGCCUCAGCUGCCUCCGGUGCCAUCGCCUCAAGGUGAAGUGCGACAAGGAGCUCCCCUGCGGCCGGUGCGUGGCCAGCGGCAACGGCCGGGAGUGCUACUACAGCUACAACAAGGGACCCAACGGCGGCAAGUUCCCGUGCCCGACGGCGCCCGUCCCCUCGAGCAGGGAUGAGAAGAAGCCGCAGAUGGUGGCCUGGCAGGUCCAGCACCGCGUUCGAGGGUCGAGCCAUUGGAGGGAGCUCAUGACCAAGAUCGGCUCCCUCGCCUCCUCGUCGGCCACGGGGGAGCAAUCGCCGCUCGCCGCGGCCCUCGAGGGCGUCGGCACCAACGCCUGCCUGGCCAACUUUUGCCUCCCCGGCAACUUCCCCUUCGGCACGCCCGGCGCGGCCAAGUACUAUUCGCGCGACGCCGUCACGCGUCUGCUGGCCGCCGAGAGGGCCAGGACCGACGACUACCUCCGACGCUACCUCGCCCUCCUCGACGUCGUCAACCCCAUCGUCGACCUGCGCACCUUUGGCGAGGAGAUCGACGGCUACUGGCGGGACCCCAACGAGGUCAGCCUGUGCUGGCUGUCCCAGUUCCUCAUGGUCGUCGGCCUCGGGUGCUUCACCUCGACGGCCGACGAGCCGUCGACGGCCACGGAGCUCAUGAUGGCGGCCGAGGCCUGCCUGAUGCAGACGCCCUUCAUGUUCCGGCCGACGCUCAUGACCCUGCGCGCGCUCUCCCUCAUGUCCGUGGCCAAGCUCGUCUGCAACGCGACCUGUUGGUCCGUCGAUUCCUGCUGGUCCCUGCUCGGGCUCCUCGUCAGGGUCGCCUUCAUCUUCGGCCUGCCUCAGGAGAAGAACGACCAGGACGAGGAGCUGCGGGACCCCGUCGAGAAGGACGCGCGGAGGAAGCUGUGGCUGACGAUCCUCUACCUCGACAUCAAGGUCUCCAUGUGCACGGGCAUGCCGCCCCUGACGAGGCCCGACGAGCUGGGCGGCAUGCGGACCAUGCCCGACGCGCCCGACGACCUGCAGAUGGUCCUCUUCCGCUCGCUCCCCACCGUCCUCUCCGUCCUGGCCCAGAUCAACUCCAAGAAGGAUCAGAUGGCCUACGCCGACGUGCUGCGAUUCAACGCCCGGCUGCGCGAGCUCAUGGGCCACGCCCAGCGGGUCUGCACCGCGAGCCUGCAGCGCAUCACCGUCGACAUCUUCCUGAGGAGAUGCCUCAUGGUCCUUCACCGCCCCUUUGCCCUGCACCCGGAGGGCCCGUCCCUGUUCCCCGAGUCUUACUGGUCGUCGUUGGAAUGCUCCCUCGCCCUGCUCGUCCACUACCGCGAGCUGUGGUGCAGCGACGAGGGCCUGCGGCUGGACCUCGUCGGUCGCGCCUUUGUCCUCGACUUCUUCUCGGCCACGCUGACGACGUGCGUCCACAUGCUGCGCGAGGAUGCGCCCCUCAGCGGCGCCGCCGCGACGGGCUGCAGGCUGCCGCCGAGGCAGCUGAUCCUGGACACGCUGCGCAGCUGCGUCGACAUCUGGAGCGGCGAGCAAGAGAAGAGCGUGUGCUGGCGCACGGGGUACCAUCUGCUGAGGGCCGUCCUUGCGCUUCUUCCCUCGGCCGUGGAUGGGCCCGACGAACCUUUGCCGUUGGCGCCGCCGCCGCCGCCGCAACCGCCACCAUCGCGGUUGGAACCUGAAGGUGCUUCUUGA
Drechmeria coniospora is the source of this 2301-nucleotide messenger RNA. RefSeq names its product C6 transcription factor. Gene Ontology annotation, biological process: DNA-templated transcription; regulation of DNA-templated transcription. The transcript is spliced from 2 exons. Gene Ontology annotation, molecular function: zinc ion binding; DNA binding; DNA-binding transcription factor activity, RNA polymerase II-specific. The record is from RefSeq and is a predicted model, not a curated record. Bases 1 to 2301 code for a protein of 766 amino acids. NCBI's taxonomy places the organism in Eukaryota, Fungi, Ascomycota, Sordariomycetes, Hypocreales, Ophiocordycipitaceae.